Messenger RNA from Nylanderia fulva, 1347 nucleotides. RefSeq names its product Coiled-coil domain containing protein 151. Gene Ontology annotation, cellular component: ciliary rootlet; ciliary tip; ciliary basal body. The record is from RefSeq and is a predicted model, not a curated record. Gene Ontology annotation, biological process: cilium movement; outer dynein arm assembly. NCBI's taxonomy places the organism in Eukaryota, Metazoa, Arthropoda, Insecta, Hymenoptera, Formicidae.
UGCACGUGGACACCCUUUUACAUUCGCGAAAACAUGUCCGAACCUUUAGCAUCCGUCGCCGAGAACAAGCUAAAUGAGCUUAAUAAAAAUAUCAUCGAGAUCAAGAAGAAAAUCCAGUUGUCAGAGGGCCAAAGAAAAGCUAACUUUGAAGAAUACGAUGUAAAGAAACGGGAGAAUGCUGAAAAAAUUAUUAAUCUCAAGAAAAAAAUCAAAGAACUCUACGUGAAAUAUGCGAGAGCGAAAAAUAAUAAAGAAGCGAUGGAACAGGCAGCUCUGCUGAGCCGUGAUUCUAUAGCUUGCAUAAAGAAAGACAGUUUAGAUGAGAUUAUUGCUACAGCAUGCGAGAAUAAUAUGCGUCUAAGAAAAAAGCUAGAUUUAACUAAGUACGAAAAAGAAAAGCAACAACACACCUUAAAUGUUUUACAAACAGAAAGCAAGGAAUUGAUGCAUAGACGAAGUCAUUGUGUGUUGAAGAAAAAGUCUGAAAAUUCGAUGAAAAGGAAAAUCGAGAGUUUGGAAGUUCGAUUGGAGCACAUUCGAAUGAUGCAAAUUAAAGCGAAUAUCUCGCGUAUGAAAUUUCGUUCUGUUUCCUCAGAGUUAAAAGAGAAAUCGGUCUUUUACGCCUCAUCUUUAAAAGACCUAGAAGACGGUAUAAAACAGCAAGAGCACGAGAUCAAACGUUUACAGGGAGUGAAGGAAGAAGCUAUUGAAUUAAGAGAUAGCACUCAAGAAACCCUGGUGAAGGAAGAAAUCGAGGAGACAAACUCUAGCAAAAAACGCGAUUUCAUCAUCAAAGAAUACAGACAGCGGGUGUCAGAGAGAAAGAUGGAAUUGGAACGUUUGGAACGAAUGAUAUUUCAUACUCGUCCCCGGGAUGAUUUCGAAACACGUGGGAAAAAUCGUAUACAGGUACAAGAAGACAUUAUCAAGGACGAGCUGGCGCGGCUGGAGGAAACGUUCGCCAAACUGCGGAAUGCUACCGGAGUGUCCAGGUCAGAGGAAGUUCUGAACCGGUUUCUGGGUCAGCAGGCGACCAAGGAGAGUCUACAGAAAAUGCGAGCGGCAACGGAGCAGGAGAAGGUGAUGCUUGAAAAGAAGAGGCAGGAACUCAGCACCGAGAUAGAAACGAGAAAAUUUUCGGAAACGAAAAGCGCCGAACAAAAUGCAGAGAUAGUGGCAAAACUGAACUCGCAAAUUGACGAACAACAAUGUCGAAGAGAGAGAGCAGAAAUUGCAAGUCGACGAGUGCGGGAACUCCUCAACGAUGUAACUAGUACGCUGUAUAAAUUGUAUGAAAAAUUUCAGGUGAGAAUUAUCAAUUAUAAGUUUAUAAACGACAAAGUCUAG